Gymnodraco acuticeps is the source of this 2328-nucleotide messenger RNA. RefSeq lists its product as uncharacterized. The record is from RefSeq and is a predicted model, not a curated record. Bases 193 to 2211 code for a protein of 672 amino acids. Gene Ontology annotation, molecular function: ubiquitin-protein transferase activity. The transcript has 13 exons. NCBI's taxonomy places the organism in Eukaryota, Metazoa, Chordata, Actinopteri, Perciformes, Bathydraconidae.
UCAUUUAUUUCUACAUUUACGCGACAUACAUUUAUUUAUUUAUGUAUUUAUGUGUCCGUAUGCUAAUGAGGUGGGCGGUCCUAACCUCAGUCUGAAGCAGGAUUCGCCAAUUGUUGGAGCCAGGCAGAAGCAAUAGAUUCGUGGCAAGUCACAUCUGUACAUUCUGUGUACAUUGUCGGCAACUCGCUAAUAAUGGCUUCGGCUGGAAGGGCGCUGGCAGACCUUCUGCGGGAUGCGGCUAACCAGCUUGAAAACUUUUUGUACCCAAUGUGGCGCUAUGUUAUGUUUUGUGCAGCACCAAGGACCGCUAACGUGCCAGUUUCGUCUCCUCCUCCUCAUCCGUUACAUAACGGGACUCCCAGACACUCAGUGGACGCCGAAGUUUCAAGACUGUUUGGCCCCUACAUGGGAGGGAGGAGGACGGCAGGGCGGCAAACCCUUUCUGGUCCUGCACACCUGCAUUCUUAUACCCAUUUAUUCUGUUGCCUUGAGGACAAGAAUGCAGCCUUAGUCCCCAACCGAUACGCCAAAGAAAGACUCGCUGCUGCUGGCUUUGGUGAAAAACGGCUCACAUUUAAAGGCAGCCAUACAGAUUCAAAUGAAUUCCUCGAAUUCUUGAUGGAUGCCUAUCCAAAACUGCGGAACGGUGGCGGUUUCGAGUUGCUAAAAAUAUCUGGCACUACGAGAAGUCGCCACUUGAUUGUGAUCCCCUGUCCCAAUGAGGGUUACUAUGUCAGAUAUUUGAAGGACCCUCAGACCCAGAUUGGCCAUUCUACGGUUUUCAUUAGACCAAUGCAAAGAACCCUGAAUUUGGACCCUGCAUGUCGAUCAGAAGGCGACAACGUGUUAAUUGGACCAAAUCAGAAAUGUGUCAUCUGUGGAGAGGAGUUCCCCUUUUCCAGAAUCAAGGAUCACAGCAAUAACUGCACGAGACCAUCACAGAGCAGCGGUGAGGUACAGAUUGAGUUGACAACUGAAAGGGCCUCCGGAAGUCAAGUUAGAUUUGAAAGCACGUUCACAGGAGCACAGGGAAAUGAGACAACAAGGGCCAGGAACACAAGACACUUGGUGCCACCUCAGGAAAUGUUGCCUUCUCCUGAGGUAGUUGACAUCGAUCCCACUGAGGAAAGUGGCUUCUCUGAUUGGAGAAUAGCGCCAGAUCCCACAGAGGCAACAAAGAUGUUUAAAGAAGACAUUUUAAGCCAGCAUGCAACUGGAAAAUCCUUGUGUCUUACUAUGGAUCUUGGAGACAGUGCAGCGGAAAGGGAAAGAGCAGUCCUUACUUUUUAUAAGAAGGCAAAUGUUGAGUGGGCUUGCCCCUUGACAUGCACACUUAAGGGAGAUCCAGCCAUUGGUGAUGGUGUGACUCGGCAUUUCUUUGCAACCAUCAUGUCAAAACUUCAGGCUGGUUUUGAGAUGAAGUUUGUGCCUGGAGGAACUCUUCUUUUUGAAGGAGAACAAGAUCAUCUAAUUCCCUCCACUUCUCAUCUCCUUUUGGAGAGUGACUUCUUUGUUGUUGCUGGCCGAAUGAUUGGACAUUCAUUCCUCCAUGAUGGGCCAUGCCUAGGUGGACUGAGCCCAGCUGUCCUGCAUGUGCUCUUUGGUGGAUCCCCAGAAGAAGCCACAAUAGAUAUUAAGGACUGUGUUGACCUUGAUAUCCGUGAGACAAUCAAGUUGCUGGAGGGAACAGCAGAGUUAUCAUCAGAAGAAAAAAAGCUCAUCAAUGAGUUGGCACUGUCCUGGGAUUUGCCUCUAGUCACAUGUGACAACAGGAGAUGGCUAUUUGAUAAACUGAUCCUCCAUGCUGUCCUUGGAAGAACCUCCAGACAAGUCAAGCAGUUACGAAGGGGUUUAAAAGAGACACUGAUCUGGCCUCUGCUGACGGAGAGGAAAGACACGAUUCCCCUUCUCUUUCCAAGAGCAUCUGAUUUGCAGUGCACACCACGGAUGGUGUUGGAGAAGAUAAACUGGCCCACACAGGAUGAGGAUGAAGACAGUGAAGUCUCUUUGGAGGAUUCCUGUAGGCUCACAGGAUGGAAUGUGCUUCCUAGACAUGGCCUGGAUGUGACCGUGGUGGAGAGCAACUUCCCCAGCUCUUCCACAUGCUUUCACCAGCUGAAACUUCCAGGACAUUACAAAGAGUACUGUAUGUUUGAAAGGGACAUUCUUGCUGCUAUUUGGAGCACUGAAACUGGGUUCGGGAUGGUCUGAAGAGACAGACACACCUUAGUACUAGAUUUGUUGUCUUUUGUUUGGCCGGCCAAAAAUGUAUGUUUUCAGAGAGGAAAAAAAACUCAGUUAAUGCCUAUACUCCGGCCAGUUUGUGUA